Ostreobium quekettii is the source of this 507-nucleotide messenger RNA. Lineage: Eukaryota; Viridiplantae; Chlorophyta; Ulvophyceae; Bryopsidales; Ostreobiaceae. The record is from the annotation of a GenBank genome assembly.
AUGGCCAAAUCCCGCGACGAUGAUUUCGACCCCAGCCGCUUCUCCGCGGCGCGCCUGUGCUCGCACGCGCUUCAGAAGGGGUUCCAGGCGGGGGCGGUCGUGGGCGCGGCAGCCGUGCUGCCGACACUGGCCUUCUUGGCGUACCGGAAGACGGGCUCGCCGGCGAUGGAGCCCGGGGUGGUGAUGGAGGCGCUGGGCAAGAGCGGCUUGAUGGGGACGGGCCUCUCAGGCAUCUUGGUCAGUGGAAAAAUGAUCGGCAUGGAUCGAGAGGGCCUGGAGGACCGAGUGUACCGGCUUCAUUACAAUGAGGGCCAGAAACGUGUGGACCGCUUCUGCCAGGCGGGUGGGCUGUUGGGCGCCAUUGCAGCCGCCUUCCUCGUCAACAAGAGUCCAAUGGUCGUUGUGGGGGGAGCGGCCGCAGGGGCAUUUCUGGGGGUGGUCGCCCACGGCACCACCGCUGCCAAGGAUUCCACUCCUAACAAAAUGAUGCACGAGGUCACAAACUGA